Molecule: messenger RNA, 4263 nt
Organism: Iphiclides podalirius (scarce swallowtail)
Lineage: Eukaryota; Metazoa; Arthropoda; Insecta; Lepidoptera; Papilionidae
Source: the annotation of a GenBank genome assembly
AUGUGGACGGCAUUCGGACUCUUCGCGCUGGUCUCCUGCGCCGGCGCAGUCACCCGCGACCAGUUCUACCCCUACGGGCCGGCGCUGGACGAGCGGCUUGGCAAGGACGCCUCCGUCGAGAAGACCCUCAGGGUGCCCAUCGUCUUCUACGGCGAGACCUACGAGUCGAUAUACGUAAACAACUACGGUGUGCUGACGUUCAGGGCGGACAUCUCGAGGUUCCUCAACGCAGAGUUCCCCCUGCCGUACCCCUCAAUAGCGGCGUUCUACACCAACGUGGACACGACCACCAGCGGGGCCGUGUACUACAGGGAGACCAAUGAGCCGCACGUGCUGAUAAAAGCCGAGGAGGUCGUCCAAAGCAACUUCCAUGACUACUACGACUUCAAAGUAAACAGCGUGUUCGUCGCCACCUGGCUCGAGGUAACGUCCGGCGAUGGGGCGGAGCGCAGGAACACCUUCCAGAUUGCGGUGAUCAGCAACGGGACCGAGUCCUUCGUCGAGUUCCUGUACCCUGAGCGGGAGAUACAGUGGAUCCAGAGGGAGACGCAGCCCAUGAGCUUGCCCGACGCUAAAGCCCAGGCCGGCUUCGUGGCGGAAGAUGGGCGGCUGUUCUCACUAAGGGGCUCCGGGAGCCAUCAGAUCAGGAAUAUCGUUUCAUGGACUAACAUACACGAGCCGGGGAGAUACGUAUUUAGAGUUGGCAAUAUCCCACCGGGCGGUAACAUAGCCGUCCCGGAUCUCUACAAUCAGACGGAAGAGGAAGUCGAGGAGGAGUCCAUGACUUGCGCCCAGAGCGGCCCCAGUGUUUGCCACACCCAGGCGAGAUGCGUGGAUUACCAGGCCGGCAUAUGUUGCCAAUGCAACGAAGGCUUCUACGGCAACGGGAAGUCGUGCAUAAAGGAUGACGUGCCCCUCAGGGUCCACGGAAAGCUGAACGGCGUUGUGAACAACGUGAACUUGAACGACGUGGACAUCCAGGCGUACGUUGUUGUAGCCGAAGGCAGAUCCUACACGGCUCUCUCCCAAGCGCCACCUUCCCUCGGCAGCAGUUUACUUCAGCUGAGCGUAAUCGGCGGGGUCAUUGGCUGGCUCUUCGCCAAGCCAUCCAGCUCGGCGAAGAAUGGUUAUCAGCUGACGGGCGCUCAGUUCAACCACACGGCGGACAUAUUCUUCCCCGAGAGUGGCGACAGGGUUACAGUGUACCAGGAAUAUGUGGGCCACGAUGUGUUCGACCAAAUUACGCUCGGCGCGGACGUCAGAGGAACAAUACCCGCGGUGCCUGCGGGAACUAAACUGGACAUCUGCGAGUACGAGGAGCACUAUACCCUCGUUGAACUAGGUGUCCUGCGAAGUGAGUCCACGCGCACUUUCAUGAACAAAGUGACUGGUGAGAAAUACGAGCAGAGAGUAUCGCAAACUUUCACUUUUAACUCGUGCAAGUAUAUGCCUACUUCGGAAGAGGAUAUUGUCUCGUCGACUUUAAAAGUGGCUAAAAACUACUUGGGUUACGAGCCGAGAGAAAACAUAGUACGGUAUGGUACCAGCAACAAAAUCGCGCCUCUCGGCAAAGAGGACCCUUGCAUCGAGGGCAAGAACAGUUGCGGUCCCCACAGCACUUGUGUAGUACAAGGGGACACUUUCGCUUGUGUUUGUCAAUCAGGUUUCUCGAGCGUUCGUUCCGAUAAUUCUAACGUCGUGUGCGAAGAUAUAGACGAGUGCUCCAUAGGAACUCACAACUGCGACACAAACGCAGACUGUUACAACCACGACGGCGGCUUUCAAUGCAGAUGUAGGGACGGUUACGAGGGGAACGGUUCAACCUGCAAUCGCAUUUCGCAGUGCAGGGAGAGAAAUUGCGAUCCCAACGCUCAGUGCGUCGACAGACCCGGAGAGGAGGCGAUAUGUUUAUGCAACCCUGGAUAUACAGGCGACGGCCAGAGGUGCUGGCAGACUUACGAGAACAAAUGCGACCGAUGCUCCCCUUACGCGUAUUGUGGUUUCGUAAUAGAAAUCAACAACUACAAGUGCCAAUGUAACGAAGGUUACAGCGGCGACGGCUAUUACUGCACAGAAAAUGCCAGAGAGCAGUCGACGUCGACCGAUUAUCCUCGCGGAUCCAGUUAUGCCACUCCUCCACCUACGUCGAAUGAACAGAAUUAUCCCAGCAAUUCAAAUCAACCUUCAAGUCCGACGUAUCCAUCCAACAACUACCCCUCGGAAAUUUAUCCCUCGCCGCCAACUUACCCCUCACCGCCAAGUUACGCCGGCUACAACCCCACAGUACCAAACUACCCGAGCUACCCUAACGCAUUCUUCACCCCAAAUUCUUCACCUACCACCGCACGUACAGAGACAGAAGAGUACGACAAAACCGAUGCGCCUACCACCAAACCGACCACGCCGGCGACCUAUGAUGCAGAUUAUAACGAAACGUUCGUCUUGCCGAACUGCGACGCCUAUGGAUGCAGGUGCCCACCAGGCUAUUCGGGAUACAAAGACGAAAGAGACAACAGCUUAUGCCGCUUGAGCAGCUACACUCCAGAUUCGAAUAACAAUCCCGACAACGACCCGGGAAUCAGAUGUGAGACGGACUCCGACUGCCCGCCGAACGCGAUCUGCUCGUACCCGGCAACCGAGCCCUUCGACCUGACGGCCCAGUACUACGGGCACUGCGUCUGCCCCGAGGGCUACGAGGGCGACGCGUACGAGUGCAUCGAGAGGACCAGCUCCAGCUGCUCCUGCGGGCCGAACGCUCACUGCGUGGACACGGUGUCCGGCGAGCUGCUGUGCGUAUGCGCCGCGGGCUACCACGGCGACGGCUACCUGUGCCGGCCCAACUUCAGCUGCGUGAACAGCUCCGACUGCGAGUAUCACGCGGAGUGUCGGCCGGACCCCGGCAGCGGGGAGUACGCCUGCCAGUGCAUAGAGGGCUACGUGAAGGACCAGAACGACGCGUGCAUACCGGACGGCCAGCUGUGCAACGGGGCGGUGUGCGCGGAGCACGCCUCCUGCCUUUACGACGACGCCAUCGGAGUGAGCUACUGCCACUGCGACCAGGGCUACGCCGGGGAGGGAAUAUCGCAGUGCGUGCCAAUCGGGAACACGUGCGACAUCACCCGCGACUGCAGCGUCGACGCAGUCUGCACGCCCGUGGGGGAGACCUACCAGUGCAUCUGCAGGGAGGGCUACGUUGGGAACGGCUACACGUGCUCGCCGGAGCGCAGCUGCAGGAACGACCCGUACAUGUGCGACGACCACGCCGCCUGCAUAAAGACCAGUGACGGCUACGAGUGCGAGUGCAACCCGGGCUACAACGGCAACGGGAGCCGCUGCGAGCUGAACCCGAGGCAGGCGGGCAACUUCCUGGUGGCCAGCGACGGCGCUUCCGUCUUUCGAGUGCCCUUCAGGGCCUCGCCCAGGAACUUCGCGACGCCGCUCAACAGCGCCGUGUACCAGAUGGCUGUGGGGGUGGACGUGGACUGCCUGAUCGGCAAAAUCUACUGGGCCGACGUGGCGGGUCACACCAUCAAGAGGGCCAGCUACGACGGUUCGGACAUUGAACAGUUCCUGACCGACGACGUCAAGACACCCGAGGGCCUUUCUGUUGAUUGGGCGGCGAGAAACAUAUUCUGGACGGACUCAAAGAAACUUACCAUCGAAGUAGCUAAUCUUGAUAGGAAGAUAAGAAAAGUACUAUUCGCGGUUGACGGUAUUGUUAAUCCCAGGGGCAUCGCUGUGCAUCCUCAGAGAGGGAAAAUCUUCUGGUCCGAUUGGAACCGGGCCGCGCCGAAGAUCGAGUGGGCGAACAUGGACGGCUCGCAGCGGGGCGUGUUCCUCGACCUGGCCGACGUCAGGCUGCCCAACUCCCUGGCUAUCGACUGGACCAGGGACCGGCUGUGCUACGCCGACGCGGGACUGUACAGCAUUAAGUGCGUGGCCAUAGACACGCUGGAGCGGGAGACGAUCGCCGCCAACUGCUCUCACCCGUUCGGCAUCGCCAUCAACGGCGACAGCUUCUACUGGACCGAUUGGCGCACAUUGAACAUCGAGUACAUAGACACGAGGACACAGGAGAAAGGGCGGCUGCCGAUAGCGGCCGCCACUAGGCGCCUGUACGGGGUGGCGGUUGCGCCCGAACAAUGCCCCGCCCACACAAACGUGUGCCAAUACAGGAACGGGAACUGCGCUUCGCACCAGCUCUGCCUGCCGGACGGAAGGGGCGGCAGGAGCUGUGUGGAGGGAGUCGAAACGAACACCUUC